Nicotiana tabacum (common tobacco) is the source of this 2135-nucleotide messenger RNA. Its product is annotated as peptidyl-prolyl cis-trans isomerase FKBP62. The record is from RefSeq and is a predicted model, not a curated record. Gene Ontology annotation, molecular function: peptidyl-prolyl cis-trans isomerase activity; protein binding. NCBI's taxonomy places the organism in Eukaryota, Viridiplantae, Streptophyta, Magnoliopsida, Solanales, Solanaceae.
AGCCCUUUCAGUAAACUACAGACAAGUGGCCCAUACUCCACUAAUCUUAUUCGGUCACCACCAGUCCUCCGUUGGUUUUCACCGGCGCCCGAUCUCCGACCACCGUAUAAAUCACUUCACAGAACACCCUAUAUUAAGCUAUAAAUUCUAACUUCUAAGUAAGCAGUAGUUAGAGAUGGUGGAAUUUUCUAGGGCAAAUGCCGAAGCAUUUAUAGAUGAAGAUGAUGAAGAGGCAGGGGAAGAAAUAGAAUCAGCACCACCACUCAAUAUUGGUGACGAAAGGGAAAUUCACUCAAGUGGUCUUAAGAAGAAGCUUCUUAAGCUUGGACUUGGUUGGGAAACCCCUGAAUUUGGUGAUGAAGUUACUGUUCACUAUGUUGGUAGCUUACGUGAUGGAACCAAAUGUGUUUCGACUAGGGACAAAGGUGAACCUGUUACGUUCAAGCUUGGCGAAGAGAAAGUUGCCACUGGCGUGGAUUGCGGAAUUGUCACGAUGAGGAAAGGUGAAAUGGCAUUGUUCACAUUGCCCCCAAGAACUGGUUUUGGAUCCGCAGACUUGGAUGCAGUUUCAUCGAAUUCUGUAGUUCAGUUUGAGGUCGAGCUCGUAUCAUGGAUCACAGUGGUAGAUGUCUGCAAGGAUGGUGGUAUUAUCAAGAAAAUUAUGGAGAAGGGGGAGCUGAUAGGACCUCCUGAUGACUUGGAUGAAGUUCUAGUGAAGUAUGUGGUGAGGCUGCUUGAUGGUGUCAUUGUGGCAAAAACACCUGAACACGGAGUGGAGUUUUAUAUCAAAGAUGGCCAUUUCUGUCAAGCAUUACCAAAAGCAAUCAAGACAAUGAGAAGGGGAGAGAAAGUGAAUUUAAUUGUUCAGCCUCAGUAUGCCUUUGUUGAUGGGGGUAAGGAUCCUGAAAAUGGCUUCCCUUCAAUUCCUCCAAGUUCAAUUCUGAGUAUUGAUCUUGAACUUGUUUCUUUCAAGCCGGUGAUAAAUGUGACUGGUGAUUUGGGUGUUUUAAAGAAGAUUGUAAAAGAGGGGGAAGGCACUCUCACUGCAAACGAAGGUGCUGCUGUGACUAUUAGAUAUACAACUAAGCUUGAGGAUGGCACUUUGCUUGAGAAAAGAGGCUUUGAUGGAGAGGACGCAUUGAAGUAUACAACUGAUGAAGAACAUGUCGUUGCUGGACUUGACAAAGCAGUUACUACGAUGAAGAAGGGUGAACACGCAAUAGUGACAAUUAAACCUGACUAUGGGUUUGGAAGUACUGAAGUGAAGCGGGAUCUUGCUAUGGUUCCUCCUUGCUCAACCAUAGUUUUUGAAGUUGAGAUGUUGGAGUUCACAAAGGAAAAGGAUCCUUGGGAAAUGAAUAAACAUGAGAGAAUCCAAGUGGCCCAAAGGAAGAAAGAAGAGGGCAAUCUACUCUUUAAAAACGGAAAGUAUCAAAGAGCAAUGACGAAAUAUGAGAAGGCUGUUGAUUAUAUUAAUGAAGAUGGAACCUUUGAAGAUGAUGACCAAAGGCUAGUUAAAUCACUGAGAGUGUCAUGCUGGUUGAAUGGUGCUGCUUGUUGUCUCAAACAAAAUGAUUUCCAGGAAGCUAUCAAGCAAUGUUCCAAGGUCUUAGAAAUUGAGUCCUGUAAUGUGAAAGCAUUAUAUAGGAGAGCACAAGCUUUUAUGGAAACAGCUGAUCUGCACUUGGCAGAAUUGGAUAUCAAGAAGGCCCUGGAAAUUGAUCCACAGAACAGGGAGGUGAAACUGAUACAAAGGACACUAAAACAACUCCAAGCAGAGAGCAAUAAGAAAGAUGCAAAGGUCUACACAACAAUGUUUGCACGCUUGUCAAAUGAGAACUCUUCGGCAGCAAAGAGAUUGAAAGUUGAAGCGGAGAGCAAGAUUGAAGAAAACGUUGGUGAGAUGAACAUGCCUUGACAAUUGAUUGAAAGUUGAUUCUUGCUGAAGAAUUGUACUUGUACAUUUUCUAAAUCUAACAGAGAGCAUGUAUAGACAAGGUAAUAGAGAAAUGUCACAGAAACGACGCAUGUACCACUUGAAAUAUGUGGUUUCAGUUCUAUUUUAAAUGUAAGUUGACACAUUCCCAUUGUAUAGUUCAUUUGGAUGCUGCAAGUUAGAAGCUUUUUUCCAAGUA